AUGGCAGACACCAAAGCCGCGCCCCCAACGACAGAACAGCGCGUUCCAGCUCGUCUCCCCAGAGUCACAAUUGAGUUUUGCACCCAAUGCAAAUGGCUUCUCCGCGCCGCAUAUUACGCGCAGGAACUCCUCUCGACCUUCUCCCUCGCCCUCGGGGAGGUCGCGCUGCAGCCCUCCACGGGCGGCACCUUCAUCGUCGCCAUCCACCACGGCGGCGGCGAGAGGAAGGUCCUGUGGGACCGGCGGGCCGACGGCGGGUUCCCCGAGACCAAGGAGCUGAAGCGGCGGGUCAGGGACGUGGUCGAGCCUGGGCGGGACCUGGGCCACGUCGACCGGCACGGGGCUUCGAAGGAGGCGGCUCCUACAGCGGCGACGAAGAGUCCCGAGGAGGGGGAGGAGGGGGCCAAGGGGAAGGGUGAGGAGGGUGCUGGGGAGGGGAAGGCAUGCGAGGAUUGCCAAUGA
Clonostachys solani is the source of this 462-nucleotide messenger RNA. Lineage: Eukaryota; Fungi; Ascomycota; Sordariomycetes; Hypocreales; Bionectriaceae. The record is from the annotation of a GenBank genome assembly.